This is a messenger RNA of Dacryopinax primogenitus, 1026 nucleotides long. Its product is annotated as Prefoldin beta-like protein. The coding region runs from base 4 to 393 and encodes 129 amino acids. Gene Ontology annotation, molecular function: protein-folding chaperone binding. Gene Ontology annotation, cellular component: prefoldin complex; cytoplasm. The record is from RefSeq and is a predicted model, not a curated record. NCBI's taxonomy places the organism in Eukaryota, Fungi, Basidiomycota, Dacrymycetes, Dacrymycetales, Dacrymycetaceae. Gene Ontology annotation, biological process: chaperone-mediated protein complex assembly; protein folding. The transcript is spliced from 7 exons.
ACAAUGUCAACCGCGUUAGAGUCCCAGUUGCAGAAAGCAACUAAAGAGUACCAGAGGUUAGAGACUGACCUUUCGAAUGCUAUCGAAGCAAGGCAACGUCUCGAUGUCCAGCUCACCGAGAACGAACAAGUACAAAAGGAAUUCCUGUCAUUAACUAGCGAUAAUGAGGUGUUCAAGUUGAUUGGCCCUGUGCUUGUCAAGCAAGAUCAGGGUGAGGCGAAGUCGAAUGUGGAGAAGCGGUUGGAAUACAUCCGAAACGAAAUAUCGCGGUUGGAAGUCCAGCUAAAGGAUCUGAACUCUAAGCAGGAGAGGAAGCGCCUCGAGCUCGUCAAUCUGCAGGGACAGAUCGAGAGCAACCAACAUUCGACAAGUGGAGCGAUACCCGCACAGUAGAUCUUCUGGAAUAAUGGGGCACGGCUUUCCCAGCAGAUGGAGUUGAAUGUGUGUGUGAAUUGCGACCGGCUACACAACGGGUGAAGACCCCUCAACCGGCUCUCGCGGUUGUGCCUGCUCAAGGACCAUCCGUCGCUUCUCCUCUUGCUUCUUCUCCCACUCCUCCUUGGUCCGUGUCUGCUUCUCUUUCGCCUCCUCCAACAUCUGCUUCUUCGUGUCCGCCGCGCGGUCCUCCCGCGUCAUCGGGCCAAGCUUGAACCCUCUGUACAUCAUCGGCGGUCGCACGGCGCUUCCUUCGAUACGUUCUGCCCUGUGCUCGAUCCGCUCCACCUCGUAGUGUUUUCGCUUGCUGAGGCGUCGGGUAGAAGCUAUGCGAACAACAUCUUGUACGUUGCAGAUCUCUUUCUCAUCGUGAACGAGGAACUUUGUGUGUUUGAUGAUGUCCUUUCUGGUCAACUUGUCGACGGCUCGUCGUGGUACCAUGACCGUCACGGUUUUUUGCAUUGCUUUCGCCUUGGACACGACACCCCUCAUGAACAGAGGGAACUGGGCGACAAAUGAGGGAUGCAUGUCUGUUCGAGGCUUGUAUUCACAAUAGCAGUCGAGGAGGAGGAGAAGGAAAUCUAGUCAGGC